Messenger RNA from Crotalus tigris (Tiger rattlesnake), 4464 nucleotides. It is a transcript of the gene PPIP5K1, whose product is annotated as diphosphoinositol pentakisphosphate kinase 1. The coding region runs from base 393 to 4013 and encodes 1206 amino acids. Gene Ontology annotation, cellular component: cytosol. The transcript is spliced from 27 exons. Gene Ontology annotation, molecular function: inositol hexakisphosphate kinase activity; diphosphoinositol pentakisphosphate kinase activity; 5-diphosphoinositol pentakisphosphate 1-kinase activity. The record is from RefSeq and is a predicted model, not a curated record. NCBI's taxonomy places the organism in Eukaryota, Metazoa, Chordata, Lepidosauria, Squamata, Viperidae. Gene Ontology annotation, biological process: inositol metabolic process; inositol phosphate biosynthetic process.
CGCUUCUUCCCGCCGGGCGCGGCUCUGGGCUGCCCGGGGAGGGCGGGGGGCGGCGGCGGCCUUCCCUUCGUGGGCGGUGCCGGGCGGCGCCUCGGGCUAGCCAAGCGCCUCCCCGCCCGGCGGCCGCUGGGUCAGGCCGGGCCGGACUGGGCGCGCGCGCUUCCGGGUGGCUCCCGCGGCCCUGCUGGCCGAAGGCUCGUCGUCAGCGCGGGCUGCGAAUUGCGUCCGGGCAGGCCGGGCCCCGCUCGGCCCUCUUCCGCCUCCGGAGUCCGUCCGCAGCCCGAAGGAUGCGGCAAUGUAAGGCGCCGGCGGGAGGCCGGGGCCGCUUGGGCGGCCGCUGGUGACGCCGGCCUGCUCGUUGCAGAGCGGGAUGGUUGGCUGCGCGCUCUGGCAUGUCGUCCGGGAGGGCCGAGCUGAAGGAGGGCGCUUCCGCGGCUAAGUUCUUCGUGGGCUCCCGAGAUGAGGAGGUGGACUUCCUGGGAGCAGACCUGAAGAUGGAGGAGCUGCGCUUCUUUGAGGAUGAGGAGGAGGAGGAGGAGGAGUCGCCUCCAGAACGGCAGAUUGUGGUUGGCAUUUGCGCCAUGACCAAAAAGUCCAAAUCGAAGCCCAUGACCCAAAUCCUGGAGCGGCUGUGCAAGUUUGAAUACAUCGCGGUGGUGAUCAUGGGGGAAGACGUCAUCCUGAACGAGCCAGUGGAGAAGUGGCCGGCCUGCGACUGCCUGGUCUCCUUCCACUCCAAAGGGUUUCCUCUGGACAAAGCCGUUGCUUACGCCAAACUCCGCAACCCUUUUCUGAUUAACGACCUUGAUAUGCAAUAUUACAUCCAGGACAGGCGGGAGGUCUACCGGAUCCUGCAGGAAGAGGGGGUCGACCUGCCUCGUUAUGCGGUGCUCAACCGGGACCCUGAUCGCCCAGAGGAGUGCAGCCUGGUGGAGGGAGAGGACCACGUGGAGGUCAACGGGGCCAUUUUCCCCAAGCCCUUUGUGGAAAAGCCAGUCAGUGCUGAGGACCACAACGUCUACAUCUACUAUCCCUCUUCGGCUGGUGGGGGCAGCCAGCGCCUUUUCCGCAAGAUUGGGAGCCGCAGCAGCGUCUACUCUCCAGAGAGCAGCGUACGGAAGACUGGAUCAUAUAUUUAUGAGGAGUUCAUGCCUACAGAUGGCACAGAUGUCAAGGUCUACACGGUGGGUCCCGACUAUGCUCAUGCCGAGGCACGGAAGUCCCCUGCUCUUGAUGGGAAGGUGGAACGGGAUAGCGAAGGAAAGGAGAUCCGCUACCCAGUUAUGUUAACAGCCAUAGAAAAGCUGGUGGCCCGAAAAGUCUGUGUGGCCUUCAAGCAGACCGUGUGCGGCUUUGACUUACUGCGGGCCAACGGCCAGUCCUUCGUCUGUGAUGUCAACGGCUUCAGUUUUGUGAAGAACUCUAUGAAGUACUAUGACGACUGUGCCAAGCUCCUUGGGAACAUCAUCAUGCGUGAAAUGGCCCCCCAGUUCCAGAUCCCCUGGUCCAUCCCCACUGAAGCAGAGGACAUCCCCAUUGUGCCCACCACUUCAGGGACAAUGAUGGAGCUACGGUGUGUGAUUGCAGUUAUAAGGCAUGGUGAUCGGACCCCCAAGCAGAAGAUGAAGAUGGAAGUGAAACAUCCCAGGUUCUUUGUUCUGUUUGAAAAAUACGAGGGCUACAAGACUGGGAAGCUGAAGCUGAAAAAGCCGGAGCAGCUUCAGGAGGUGCUGGAUAUUGCUCGGCUGCUGGUGCAGGAGCAGGGCACCCUCGGAGACGCCGUGGCAGAGGAGCAAAAGUCGAAACUGGAGCAGCUGAAGACCGUGUUGGAGAUGUAUGGGCACUUUUCUGGAAUCAACCGCAAAGUGCAGCUGACCUACCUGCCUCGUGGGCACCUGAAGGCAUCCAGUGAUGAGGAAGAUCUCAAGGAAGCCUCCCCGUCCUUGCUCCUGGUGCUGAAGUGGGGGGGUGAGCUGACUCCUGCAGGCAGAGUGCAAGCGGAGGAGCUGGGCCGAGCCUUCCGCUGCAUGUAUCCAGGGGGCCAAGGAGACUAUGCUGGUUUUCCAGGCUGUGGCCUCCUUCGGUUGCACAGCACCUACCGCCACGAUCUCAAGAUCUACGCCUCUGAUGAGGGCAGAGUCCAGAUGACGGCAGCAGCAUUUGCAAAGGGCCUCCUUGCUCUGGAGGGGGAGCUGACGCCCAUCCUAGUGCAAAUGGUGAAGAGCGCCAACAUGAACGGCCUGCUGGAUAGUGACAGUGACUCCCUCAGCAGUUGCCAGCACCGAGUGAAGGCUCGUCUGCGGGAGAUCAUGCAGAAAGACGCCUCGUUCUGCGCGGAGGACUAUGAGAAGCUGGCACCCACAGGCAGUGCUUCGCUCAUCAAGUCCAUGGGGAUAAUUGGGAAUCCAGUGGAGACCUGUGAACAAGUCUUUCAGCUGAUUGAGAGCCUCACUUCCCAGAUCCAGAGGCGUCUGGAAGACCCCAAGUCUGCCGACUUGCAGCUCUACCACAGCGAGACCCUGGAGCUGAUGCUGCAGCGCUGGAGGAAGCUGGAGCAGGACUUCCAGCUGAAGAACCGACGUUACGAUAUCAGCAAGAUCCCCGACGUCUACGACUGUGUCAAGUACGACAUCCAGCACAACGCUGCCCUGCAGCUGGAAGGCACCCUUGAGCUGCUCAGGCGCUCUAAGGCGCUGGCAGACAUCGUGAUCCCCCAGGAGUACGGCAUCAGUCAGCAGGAGAAGCUGGAGAUUGCAGUGGGAUUUUGCCUGCCCCUCAUCAAGAAGAUCCAGCUGGAUCUGCAGCGAACCCACGAGGAUGAGUCUGUCAACAAGCUGCACCCUUUGUAUUCCAGGGGAGUCCUGUCUCCAGGGCGCCAUGUCCGGACACGUUUGUACUUCACCAGCGAGAGCCAUGUCCAUUCCCUGCUUAGCAUCUUCCGCUAUGGAGGCCUGCUGGAUGCCUCGAAAGAUGCCCAGUGGAAGAGGGCCAUGGACUACCUGGGGGCCAUUUCGGAGCUGAACUACAUGACUCAGAUUGUCAUUAUGCUGUACGAGGAUAACAACAAGGACCCAUCGUCUGAGGAGAGGUUCCACGUGGAGCUGCAUUUCAGUCCCGGAGUGAAAGGUUGCGAGGAGGAAGGCAGUGCGCCAGCGGGAUGCGGCUUUCGACCAGCCUCUGCAGAGAAGGAGGCCAGAAAGCCGGAGCAGGGGAGUCUGGAGGACCUGGCCGAAGCCAAGGUCAGCGACGAGACAGACAGGGCCGAGACACAAUCCCCGCAGCCUUUGGAGCCGGUCUGCGUCCAGCGCCGGUCACCCUUGAUCCGGAACCGCAAGACGGGCUCCAUGGAGGUGCUGUCCGAGUCAUCCAAAUCCAGCGGGUAUCGGCUCUUUUCCUACGCCAGGCAUUCGUCAGAGGGGAAACAGAGCGGCUUAGGGUCACCGUGCUCAAGGCUCUUCAGCACCACAGUCCUGGGGGGCUCCUCCAGUGCCCCAAAUCUUCAGGACUACGCGCGCAGCCAUGGGAAAAAGUUUGUCUCCAGCUUUCUGUACAAAGAAGGGUUCGAAGGCUGCUCCAUGGUGCCCAGUAUCUACCCACUGGAGACGCUGCACAACUGCCUCUCCCUUCGCCAGGUCAGCGAUUUCUUGACUGCUCUGUCUGGGAGCUGCCCCGUCCCCCAGUCGAGGCCCUGCACAGAGGGGAACAGCCAGUUGGAUGUGGCCUCCGGUACAGGCCUCGUGGAAUCCUUGUCCUCUUUGGCCAUCUGCUUCCACGGGGACCAGCCUGGCAACCAGCUCCCCAGUGAGGAACUGCUCAGCAUGGAAGAAGGGGGCCUCAAGGGCUUCUCCCCCGGGGGGGAGCUCCUGGCAGUGAGCGAGGAGGAGGCGGCGGGGCCAGAGCAAAACUGGUUGGAGGAGGCCCCAGCCCAGCGGGAAGAGCAGCCAGAGGAGGGAGAGGGGCAGCCGUGGGACCCAGAGCCAGACCCAGAUGAGCUGAACAGCAAAAAGGUGUGAGAGAUCUUACUCACAGGGCCCCCGAGCGAGCGAGGGGCUUAGGGACCUUGCCUGGGGAGACAGGGCAAGGCAACUUCUGCUCCUCGGCAGCACCUGGGAGACUGCCAUUCCACCAGCAAAAGUUAAGAGCAGUGAAGACUCCAAUAGGGAGCUCAUAUGGGUCUACGCUGCCUCACUGGAGCUGAGGAAACUUCAGGGCCAGCCAGGUGGAUCGUGCACUCCAGGCUUUCCAUGGAGGUCUGGUGAAGCCGCUGAAGCAGCAACCAGCCUGGCUUUGGAUGGUGUAGGAAGAGGAAUGCCCCCCCCCCCCGAAGCCCCUUCCCAGCCUUGCUGGAACCACCAGGAGAAUCAGGUUUUCUUAGAAGUAUACAAGUCAGUUGCCGGCGUGUGCGUGUGCGUGUGUGUUACCAAAUGUAAAUAGUAAUAUAUUCUUUACAUCAGUGGUUGGGGG